AUGCAGAGUAAGGCGACUCAUCUGAGCAAGGCGACUCAUCUGAGCAAGGCGACUCAUCUGAGCAAGGCGACUCAUCUGAGCAAGGCGACUCAUCUGAGCAAGGCGACUCAUCUGAGCAAGGCGCCUCAUCUGAGCAAGGCGCCUCAUCUGAGCAAGGCGCCUCAUCUGAGCAAGGCGCCUCAUCUGAGCAAGGCGCCUCAUCUGAGCAAGGCGACUCAUCUGAGCAAGGCGACUCAUCUGAGCAAGGCGACUCAUCUGAGCAAGGCGACUCAUCUGAGCAAGGCGCCUCAUCUGAGCAAGGCGACUCAUCUGAGCGAGGCGACUCAUCUGAGCAAGGCGACUCAUCUGAGCAAGGCGACUCAUCUGAGCAAGGCGACUCAUCUGAGCAAGGCGACUCAUCUGAGCAAGGCGACUCAUCUGAGCAAGGCGACUCAUCUGAGCAAGGCGACUCAUCUGAGCAAGGCGCCUCAUCUGAGCAAGGCGCCUCAUCUGAGCAAGGCGACUCAUCUGAGCAAGGCGACUCAUCUGAGCAAGGCGACUCAUCUGAGCAAGGCGACUCAUCUGAGCAAGGCGACUCAUCUGAGCAAGGCGCCUCAUCUGAGCAAGGCGCCUCAUCUGAGCAAGGCGACUCAUCUGAGCAAGGCGACUCAUCUGAGCAAGGCGCCUCAUCUGAGCAAGGCGACUCAUCUGAGCAAGGCGACUCAUCUGAGCAAGGCGACUCAUCUGAGCAAGGCGACUCAUCUGAGCAAGGCGCCUCAUCUGAGCAAGGCGCCUCAUCUGAGCAAGGCGCCUCAUCUGAGCAAGGCGCCUCAUCUGAGCAAGGUGCCUCAUCUGAGCAAGGCGCCUCAUCUGAGCAAGGCGCCUCAUCUGAGCAAGGCGACUCAUCUGAGCAAGGCGACUCAUCUGAGCAAGGCGACUCAUCUGAGCAAGGCGCCUCAUCUGAGCAAGGCGCCUCAUCUGAGCAAGGCGACUCAUCUGAGCAAGGCGACUCAUCUGAGCAAGGCGCCUCAUCUGAGCAAGGCGCCUCAUCUGAGCAAGGCGCCUCAUCUGAGCAAGGCGCCUCAUCUGAGCAAGGCGCCUCAUCUGAGCAAGGCGACUCAUCUGAGCAAGGCGACUCAUCUGAGCAAGGCGCCUCAUCUGAGCAAGGCGCCUCAUCUGAGCAAGGCGCCUCAUCUGAGCAAGGCGCCUCAUCUGAGCAAGGCGCCUCAUCUGAGCAAGGCGACUCAUCUGAGCAAGGCGACUCAUCUGAGCAAGGCGCCUCAUCUGAGCAAGGCGCCUCAUCUGAGCAAGGCGCCUCAUCUGAGCAAGGCGACUCAUCUGAGCAAGGCGCCUCAUCUGAGCAAGGCGCCUCAUCUGAGCAAGGCGCCUCAUCUGAGCAAGGCGCCUCAUCUGAGCAAGGCGCCUCAUCUGAGCAAGGCGACUCAUCUGAGCAAGGCGACUCAUCUGAGCAAGGCGACUCAUCUGAGCAAGGCGACUCAUCUGAGCAAGGCGACUCAUCUGAGCAAGGCGCCUCAUCUGAGCAAGGCGCCUCAUCUGAGCAAGGCGCCUCAUCUGAGCAAGGCGCCUCAUCUGAGCAAGGCGCCUCAUCUGAGCAAGGCGCCUCAUCUGAGCAAGGCGCCUCAUCUGAGCAAGGCGCCUCAUCUGAGCAAGGCGCCUCAUCUGAGCAAGGCGCCUCAUCUGAGCAAGGCGCCUCAUCUGAGCAAGGCGCCUCAUCUGAGCAAGGCGCCUCAUCUGAGCAAGGCGACUCAUCUGAGCAAGGCGACUCAUCUGAGCAAGGCGACUCAUCUGAGCAAGGCGACUCAUCUGAGCAAGGCGACUCAUCUGAGCAAGGCGCCUCAUCUGAGCAAGGCGCCUCAUCUGAGCAAGGCGACUCAUCUGAGCAAGGCGACUCAUCUGAGCAAGGCGCCUCAUCUGAGCAAGGCGCCUCAUCUGAGCAAGGCGCCUCAUCUGAGCAAGGCGCCUCAUCUGAGCAAGGCGCCUCAUCUGAGCAAGGCGCCUCAUCUGAGCAAGGCGCCUCAUCUGAGCAAGGCGCCUCAUCUGAGCAAGGCGCCUCAUCUGAGCAAGGCGCCUCAUCUGAGCAAGGCGCCUCAUCUGAGCAAGGCGACUCAUCUGAGCAAGGCGCCUCAUCUGAGCAAGGCGCCUCAUCUGAGCAAGGCGCCUCAUCUGAGCAAGGCGCCUCAUCUGAGCAAGGCGCCUCAUCUGAGCAAGGCGACUCAUCUGAGCAAGGCGACUCAUCUGAGCAAGGCGACUCAUCUGAGCAAGGCGCCUCAUCUGAGCAAGGCGCCUCAUCUGAGCAAGGCGCCUCAUCUGAGCAAGGCGACUCAUCUGAGCAAGGCGCCUCAUCUGAGCAAGGCGACUCAUCUGAGCAAGGCGACUCAUCUGAGCAAGGCGCCUCAUCUGAGCAAGGCGCCUCAUCUGAGCAAGGCGACUCAUCUGAGCAAGGCGACUCAUCUGAGCAAGGCGACUCAUCUGAGCAAGGCGCCUCAUCUGAGCAAGGCGACUCAUCUGAGCAAGGCGACUCAUCUGAGCAAGGCGACUCAUCUGAGCAAGGCGCCUCAUCUGAGCAAGGCGACUCAUCUGAGCAAGGCGCCUCAUCUGAGCAAGGCGCCUCAUCUGAGCAAGGCGACUCAUCUGAGCAAGGCGACUCAUCUGAGCAAGGCGACUCAUCUGAGCAAGGCGACUCAUCUGAGCAAGGCGACUCAUCUGAGCAAGGCGCCUCAUCUGAGCAAGGCGCCUCAUCUGAGCAAGGCGACUCAUCUGAGCAAGGCGACUCAUUGA
This is a messenger RNA of Closterium sp. NIES-65, 2778 nucleotides long. NCBI's taxonomy places the organism in Eukaryota, Viridiplantae, Streptophyta, Zygnematophyceae, Desmidiales, Closteriaceae. The record is from the annotation of a GenBank genome assembly.